Diprion similis is the source of this 1172-nucleotide messenger RNA. Its product is annotated as INO80 complex subunit E. Bases 160 to 870 code for a protein of 236 amino acids. The record is from RefSeq and is a predicted model, not a curated record. Gene Ontology annotation, cellular component: nucleus; Ino80 complex. Lineage: Eukaryota; Metazoa; Arthropoda; Insecta; Hymenoptera; Diprionidae. The transcript is spliced from 6 exons. Gene Ontology annotation, biological process: chromatin remodeling.
GGUCGAUUUGCAACGAGUGUUGAAAUACUGGAAGAAUCGAUAACAAAUCCUGGAAUGGAAGUCAGUCACAAAUAUCUUAUUUACCUUCAUAAUAAUCAAUCGGCGCAAAUUUUUACGACGUCCAGAAAAUAUCUCUGGUGUUUCAGUUACAGAUGAUCAAUGUUGGAAGGAUGGUAUUGCCGGUCCAUCGCAAACAACAACGCAGAUGCAGAGGAUGAUGACGAAGACAGUCCAGAGGAAGAGGCUCCAAACUACAAGGCACAAUACAGAAGCCUGAAACGUAAACUGAAGUUUCUCAUUUAUGAAAAUGAAUGUUUUCAAGAAGCUCUGAGAUCGACGCAACGGAAAUUGCUAAAAGUCAACAGAGACAAAAGUUUUCUACUCGAUCGAUUACUACAAUAUGAAAAAGUUGAUGCUUCAUUCAGUGAAAGUGAUGAAACUGAAUCAUCCGAUGACGAAGCUUCUAGACUUGAUACUUCCAAAAGAAAAAAAAUUGAGGCAAACGUUAACAACCAUUCAGUUCAUCACCAAUCAGCACCCAUGAAACCUCUCAGUACUAGUAAAAAGAAAAAACCUGUUCCCAAACCACCCAAGGCACAGAAUACACCUGCAGUGCAUUCAUCCAAUAAUAUGCUACCUAUAUCUUUGAUGUCCGACGGUCAUAUGACACCGGAAGAAGUAGAACGGCAUUUAGAAUCACGCCAGACAUACCUCGAACUUGUUCCAGAGAAGGCGCCACCCACAGUACCCACAGAAAUGUUCAGCAAUGAUCCUUCAUUGGACAGUGAGUCCAACGAAGUCGGAGAACUGGAAACAUCGCCAAGCAAUAUGGGUGAAGAUUGCCUCAGUGUGGACAUGACAGCUGAGUGAUCUACACUCACUUACAGUUUACUAAUAAAUUAUAAAUUGCACAUUCAAUUCAUACAAUUAUCUUCAUUUUAUUCAAAUAAUUUAAUUGUAUUCAUUAUAAUAUAAAUGAAAUGAAUUUUUUUACAUAAGAUAACAGAACUUGUUAUUCAUACUCAUUGAACGAUUUUCUCACAUCUUUCAAUAAUUUCUUUCGGAUAAUUUAGUCCAACAGCCCUAGAGAAGUAUCAAAGCACGUAAAGAAACGACUCUGUGCCCAAUAAAAUGUUAAACAAAUUUUACGAUGAUAAAUGAAUUAAUCAGGC